Messenger RNA from Alnus glutinosa, 2390 nucleotides. Its product is annotated as E3 ubiquitin ligase PQT3-like. The coding region runs from base 167 to 2347 and encodes 726 amino acids. Gene Ontology annotation, cellular component: nucleus. The record is from RefSeq and is a predicted model, not a curated record. Gene Ontology annotation, molecular function: ubiquitin protein ligase activity; zinc ion binding. Lineage: Eukaryota; Viridiplantae; Streptophyta; Magnoliopsida; Fagales; Betulaceae. Gene Ontology annotation, biological process: mRNA processing; protein ubiquitination; ubiquitin-dependent protein catabolic process. The transcript is spliced from 13 exons.
UUAACUAUUUGGUAAUUGAUCUUCAAAAAAAAAAAAAACUUAUUUGGUAAUUGCCUUCUGAAAAGCAUUUCGUUUUGUUUCUGCCCCAGCAAACCCUAAUAACCUGCUUAUUGUUCUUGAUCUGAUACGCGGACUAUCUAGGGCUUGCUCUUUGUUCUGGUACACCAUGGCGUUGUAUUAUAGGUAUAAAAGUGAAAGAUUUUUCGAUUCAAUUGCCAUAAAUGUGCCAUUCAUCUCGGUCAGUUAUUUUAAACAAAGAAUUUUUGAAUCCAAGCGCUACGGAUGGGGUAAUGAUUUCGACCUUGUUGUCAUUAAUGCCCACACUAAUGAAGAGUAUCUUGAUGAAGCAAUGCUGAUUCCUAAAAAUAGCGCAGUUUUAAUUCGUCGAGUUCCUGGAUGGCCACGCAAGGCCAUGGUUGCCGACCGCCGAGUGCCGGAGGAAGAAAAUAAGAUGGUCAAUGCUGAACCAGAAAAGAGUAGCUUACCAGCUACUGUUGCUUCUACCAUGAUAUAUCCUGAGGACUCAGAGUGGAAUGACUUUUGGAAUGAUGUGAAUGGGCCUAGCAAUCCAACUGUGGAAACUCCCCCUACUAAUAUAGCUGAUGAGGAAAGCAAGAUUAAAGCUCUAAUUGAUACUCCAGCCUUGGACUGGCAAUGUCAAGGUCCUGAUGGUUUUGGCCCUAGCAGAGGAUUUGAAAGGGGUAUAGGUGGUAAAAUGGGCGGACAUGGUUUUGGGUUUGAGUGGGAAACACCUCCACAGGGCUAUGUGUGUCACAGGUGCAAGGUGCCCGGGCACUUUAUUCAGCACUGCCGUACAAAUGGUGAUCCGAAGUUUGACAUUGAAAGGGUGAAGCCACCAACUGAUAUACCAAAGUCCUUGCUUAUGGCUACUCCAGAUGGCUCAUACGCUUUGUCAAGUGGUGCAGUAGCUGUUUUGGAACCAAACGGAGCUGCUUUUGAGAAAGAAAUGGAAGGGGUACCAUCCACAUAUUCUGUUGGUGAGCUACCACCUGAGCUCUACUGCCGGUUGUGCAAGGAAGUACUGAAAGAUGCUGUGCUGGCCAAGUGUUGUUUUGAGAGCUUUUGUGAAAAAUGUAUCAGGAACCACAUAAUCUCAAAGACAACGUGUGUAUGUGGGAAAAAAAAUAUUGUCGCUGAUGAUCUCCUUCCAAAUAAAACGCUCAGGCAUACAAUCAACCGUAUAUUGGAGGGUGGUAGCAGUAGUUCUGAAAAUGCUGGAAGUACCUUUCCAGUUCGAGGUAUGGAAUCUGCUCGCCUGCUGCCCAAAGUUCCAUCCCCAACUUUAUCUGCUGCAUCAAAGGGUGAACAAAAGCAAUCUCCUGUUAGUGAAGAAACCCCGAAGAUACAUGAAACUGGAGAUGAGGGAAAGGCUGCUACUUUCCCGCAGCGUACAGCAAAGAAAGGGACUCAAAAAGCAGCUGAUUUGUCUGAAUUUCCGCAUGAGUCAGUGAGUGUGAGAGAAAUAACAUCAUCACUGGAGAGUGCUCCCUUGGCUGAGGAAGAAGUUCACCAGAAAGUGCCUACCAGUGAGGCUGGAAAGAAAAAGGAAAAGAAGAAAGCCCGCAUACCUGCAAUUGAUUUGCAGUGGAAAACCUCUCGAGACCUUGCAGCUGAGAACAAUAUAAUGCCUUCUGGUCCCUCUGCCUUUAAUCCGUACUGGACUGGCAUGCAACCUGGUGCUAUGGCUUACAUGGGUUAUGGAAUACGUCCUUUUGACAUGCCUUUUGGGGGUAUUGCACCUCAAGACCCAUUUGGUGCACAAGGCUAUAUGUUCACUCCUAUUCCACCUCAAAGGGAGUUUUCCAACGAUUGGGAGUUUGGUGGGGUAGUGAACCGUGUUGCUGAUGUUCCUUCAACAAAAUUGAAAUCUGUAUGUCUUUUGUAUUGUACUAAUUGCCCUUUGCCCUAUUUAUUUUUAUACUGCAGCUUUAUGAAAGGAAGAGAGAUUGUUUUGUUUCUGCUGUUAAGGUUAAAUAAUGGAUAUUUUAGAAGUUAUAGUUCAUUUGUCUUCAAUAUAUGUAUUUUUAAUGAUGCUCUAUCUAAUUAUGGAGUUAUCAUGGGAAGAGAGUGCCAGAGCAUUUCAAAUUUUGAUUUCUCUAUCUAUGCCUAUUUGGCUAUUAAAUGCACAUCUAAAGUGGCAGAAUAUGCAAAAAGCAAAAGGUGGUUUGACUUGCAUGGCUGUAGCAGCAUGUUUCUGGUCCUAUGGACCUAUAGCCUUCUAAUCCCAUCAGCGAAUUCAUCUCCCGCUAUUCUUGGAGGAAUUAAACAAUUCUUCUCUUUUUUUCUUCUUGGUCUUUUGCAAAUUGUAUUUAUGUUGUUAGUUUAGUUUUAUCCUCCUUUUAAGGCCGGAAUGCUUUGAAUUAAAGUGU